Messenger RNA from Penicillium subrubescens, 306 nucleotides. RefSeq lists its product as uncharacterized. Bases 1 to 306 code for a protein of 101 amino acids. The transcript is spliced from 3 exons. The record is from RefSeq and is a predicted model, not a curated record. Lineage: Eukaryota; Fungi; Ascomycota; Eurotiomycetes; Eurotiales; Aspergillaceae.
AUGUCGUUGGUCAAUGCGACGACCACACCCCGGUUAUUGCGACUGGUGGAAUCGGGGAUGCUGGACAUUGGCUCGCUAGUGACCCAUCAUUUGUGUUUUCGCGGCUUGUGCGCUAAGCAGGAGUCGUGGUGUCAAGUUGAGGGUUACGUUGGUGGCAUCUGUCGCGUGUGGACUUGCUCUUUCCCCAUUCCGCUGUGUCGUAACCUCAUUCUCUGGCCCAAGUCUGAUGGAGCCACUGCGUACAAAACGUUUCAAGCAGCGGCAACACACCAGACGUUGAAGGUGGCCAUUGACUUUGAUCAUUGA